This is a messenger RNA of Cicer arietinum (chickpea), 3239 nucleotides long. The record is from RefSeq and is a predicted model, not a curated record. Lineage: Eukaryota; Viridiplantae; Streptophyta; Magnoliopsida; Fabales; Fabaceae.
ACAUAUAAAAGAAUUCUAAGCCAGCUAUUUUCAUUUAAACCGACACAAUUAUAACAAUUUCUCACUGUUCUAUUUUAUUUUUUCAACUGCUCAAAACAGAGUAAACAAAAAACAAAAACCUCGUAAUAAAAAACUCAAAAAUUAAGAACCUUUGAUUGAUGGCACUUACAAAUGAAAUCAUGGGUUCUUCAUUGGUAGAAAGAUCUUUGUUUCCUUCGUCUUCACCAAGUUUUCAACAGAAACGUGGAAGUUUCUUGAUCAACCCUGUUUUGGUUCCUUUAGGAAACAGAAGAGUUUUGAAAUUGAGAAAAUCUGCUAAGUUUCCUGUUGCAGCUAUAAGUGAGGAUUUGGUGAAGUCUUCUUCUUCUUCUUCUUCUUCUUCUUCUUCUUCUUCUUCUGUUCCUGAAGAGAAACCAGUGAAAUUCAAAGUUAGAGGUGUUGUGACAAUAAGGAACAAGAUCAAAGAGGAUUUCAAAGAGACUUUUGUUAAACAUCUUGAUGCUUUAACUGAUAGGAUUGGAAGAAAUGUUGUUCUUGAACUUUAUAGCACUGAGAUGGAUCCAAAAACAAAAGCUGCAAAGAAGAGUAGUGAAGCAGUGUUGAAGGAUUGGUCAAAGAAGACAAACAUUAAGGCAGAGAGAGUGAAUUACAUAGCUGAAUUCAUAGUGGAUUCAAGUUUUGGAGAGCCAGGAGCUAUUACUAUUAUAAACAAUCAUCAACAAGAAUUUUACUUGGAAAGUAUAACCCUUGAAGGAUUUGCAACUGGACCAGUUCAUUUCCCUUGCAACUCUUUUGUUCAAGCCAGAAAAGAUCUUCCUGGAAAGAGGAUUUUCUUUUCUAAUAAGGCUUAUUUACCGGAUGAUACACCUGCUGGGAUUAAAACUUUGAGAGAGAAAGAGCUGAGAAAUUUGAGAGGUGAUGGAAGUGGAGUUAGAAAAUUAUCUGACAGAAUUUAUGACUAUGAUACAUACAAUGAUUUGGGAAAUCCAGAUAGAGGAAUUGAAUUUGCAAGACCAACACUUGGUGGAUCUGAAAUGUAUCCAUACCCAAGACGGUGUCGUACUGGCCGUGGACCAUCUGAUACAGAUAUAACCGCUGAGAGUCGUGUAGAGAAGCCACAUCCUAUGUACGUACCAAGAGAUGAACGGUUUGAGGAAUCAAAACAGAACACAUUUUCAGUGAAGAGGCUAAAGGCAGUGCUACAUAACUUGCUUCCUGGCCUUAAAUCAAGUCUUUCUGCUCACAACCAAGAUUUCAAUGACUUUUCAGAUGUUGAUGGCCUUUACAGUGUAGGGUUACUCAUUAAGUUGGGUUUGCAAGAUGAUGUUUUGAAGAAAUUACCAUUACCUAAAAUUUUUAGCAAAAUUCAAGAAUCUAGCCAGGGUCUUCUAAAGUAUGACACUCCCAAAAUUAUAUCAAAGGAUAAAUUUGCUUGGUUGCGAGAUGACGAAUUUGCCCGUCAAGCAAUAGCAGGAGUUAACCCUGUUACAAUUCAGAGCCUUAAAGUUUUCCCACCUGUUAGUAAAUUAGAUCCUGAAAUCUAUGGUCCACAAGAAUCUGCUCUUAAAGAAGAGCACAUUUUAAGCCAACUUAAUGGCAUGACUGUCCAACAGGCACUUGAUGAGAAUAAGCUGUUUAUAAUAGAUUAUCAUGAUAUCUAUCUUCCAUUUCUUGAAAGGAUCAAUGCAUUGGAUGGUAGAAAAUCAUAUGCCACACGUACCAUAUACUACCUGACACCCCUUGGGACUCUAAAACCUGUUGCUAUUGAACUUAGCCUGCCACCAUCUGGACCAAAUACACCAUCAAAACGUGUAGUUACACCUCCUUUAGAUGCAACUACUAAUUGGAUGUGGAUGCUUGCUAAGGCCCAUGUUUGCUCCAAUGAUGCUGGUGUGCAUCAACUUGUCAACCAUUGGUUACGCACACAUGCUUGCAUGGAACCAUUUAUAUUAUCUGCUCAUAGGCAAUUAAGUGCAAUGCAUCCAAUAUUCAAAUUAUUGGAUCCACACAUGAGGUACACUUUGGAGAUCAAUGCUUUAGCUCGCCAGAGUUUGAUCAAUGCAGAUGGUGUCAUUGAGUCUUGUUUCACUCCUGGUCGAUAUGGCAUGGAGAUUAGUUCUGCUGCUUACAAAAGCUUUUGGCGUAUUGACAAAGAUAGUCUCCCUGAAGAUCUCAUCCGCAGAGGAAUGGCAGUACCUGACCCAACACAACCAUAUGGUCUAAAGCUAGUGAUGAAAGAUUACCCUUAUGCAGAAGAUGGUCUAUUAAUCUGGUUUGCAAUAGAAAAUUGGGUUCGUACCUAUGUCAACUAUUACUAUCCAAACCCAACUAUAUUAUGCAAUGAUAGAGAGUUACAAGCUUGGUACUCUGAAUCAAUCAAUGUGGGCCAUGCUGAUUUAAAGAAUGAAACAUGGUGGCCCAAAUUGGACAACACUGAAAGUCUUGUCUCAGUCUUAACAAUCUUAAUUUGGAAUUCUUCUGCACAACAUGCUGCACUUAACUUUGGACAAUACCCUUAUGGCGGCUAUGUGCCGAAUCGUCCACCGUUGAUGAGAAGAUUGGUACCAGAAGAGUCUGACCCUGAAUAUACAAGCUUUUUAUCUGAUCCACAAAAGUAUUUCCUCAAUGCAUUGCCUAGUUUGUUGCAGGCUUCCAAAUAUAUGGCUGUUGUCGAUACACUUUCGACUCAUUCGCCCGACGAAGAGUAUUUGGGUGAGAGGCAACAGCCUUCUAUUUGGUCAGGUGAUGCUGAGAUUGUUGAGAAGUUUUAUGAAUUCUCUGCUGAAAUUGGAAAGAUUGAGAAGGUUAUUGAUAGUAGGAACUCUGAUAGGAAUUUGAAGAACCGUUGUGGUGCUGGUGUUUUACCUUAUGAGUUGCUUGCUCCUAGUUCUGAACCUGGUGUUACAUGCAGAGGGGUUCCAAAUAGUGUGUCUACAUAAUAAAUAAAUACAAAUCUUUUUAAGUAAAUAAAUUGAGUCACUUAUCACAUAUCACAUUUUGAUAAGCAUUAUUGUUGGUUGGGUUAUUUACUAGUAGUAACUUAACUAGUAUGGUCAGUGACUCAGUCAUGGUAAUCUCACAUUUUGUACCUAGAUUUGAUAAAUAUUAUAUUAUUACUAGUAGAUGCGUCAAUAUUAAUUCGUGUCUUAUGUCAAGUGUCAGAGUUUCAUAGGUAUAGGAGGGUGUUGAUUUGUUUAUAAAACAAUGGUUAAAUUGCAUUAUUAGUCUUUUAAAUUUAA